Alosa sapidissima (American shad) is the source of this 2808-nucleotide messenger RNA. It is a transcript of the gene elmod2, whose product is annotated as ELMO/CED-12 domain containing 2. Gene Ontology annotation, molecular function: GTPase activator activity. Gene Ontology annotation, cellular component: membrane. Lineage: Eukaryota; Metazoa; Chordata; Actinopteri; Clupeiformes; Clupeidae. The coding region runs from base 928 to 1824 and encodes 298 amino acids. The transcript is spliced from 9 exons. The record is from RefSeq and is a predicted model, not a curated record.
AUUAUUGCUAUGCUAGCCAGCUAACAUUAGGCUAUCACAGCAGCAGGUAAUAUCUACGUAAACGUAGUGAGCCAAGCUAGUUAGCAAGCCAAGCUCUUCUUCUCUAUGCUAUUUCGUGUUUCUGCCAGUUUAUGUUUAUAAAACGUUUAUUUUAUUUUAACCGUUUCUUUCCUUGUCUAUUAAAAGACGCAACAUUUUGGGUAACAUAACAUUAGCCCGACUGCUGACGUGUAACGUUAUUGUAAAGGUUAACGUUGGCUAGUUAAAAUACCAGCAUUUUUGAAGCGCUGAAUUGAAAUGAGCUGUCUUGUUGAAACAGCUGGUCGUAAAUAUAAACUCGCUAGUUGGGCAGUAAAACUCUUCAUAAAUUAAUUUAGAAAAAAAAAAACCAAAACAACGUGUCAUAUAGCUACCACUCAGCUACAUAUGCCUAUUUAUUUUAUUGCUGCAAAGAUAUAUCAUUUAAUAACUUCUUAUAAUCAAGUCUUGCUAUCGCUAGCAUGUGAACCAAUGUUAUCAUCUAAUAUUAGCUAGUGUUAGCAGGUUAAUAGAAGUCAACAAAACAAGGUAUUGGUAUUCAUUCAUUCAUCCAUUCAUUUAUUCAUUCCGUUGUUAUCAUUGACCAGCAAAGUUUAUUUGAAAGCUAGCUUAGGGUACGAUGCAUGCUUUAUUACAUUUAUGUUGUGGCUCUAUUGUAUUUUACUUGUAACAUAAUGGUCACUUGGCAUUGGUAUCAUAGCUGUCUAAUGUUAGUUGACACACUUGUUCAUUAACAUGAAAGAUUAACGUAGUAUCGACAUGUUUGCAGUAUCGUGGUUGGCCCUUUUUCAGUUAUGUCGAUAAACACUGUGAUUGAAGAGGCUGCUCCCAUCAACUUGUGAGCUGUAAUACCACUGCAAGACCUCGCAGUAGCCAUAUCUGGAUACAAUGUUGGGGUGUAUCUUUCAGUACUUAUACACAUCCUUCCUGCGAUUUUUGUUGAAGUGGGUUCUACGGCAACUUACUGGGAAGUGUGAGCUCCAGAGGAUAUGUAUGGGCUACAAGCCAGGAGCAAAAAGGACUGCAAGGGCAGAGUAUUCCCUGGAGUCUUCAAAGAGCAAGGUAUUGAAGGCAUCAGUGAAUGCAGAAGAAGACACUGUGGAAGACUAUGUGGAGAAAAUAAUGAAGGAAAAAAACAUCAAAGAGCAGAAAGAUCCCACGUUUAAGAAGAAUCUGAACUCACUUUUGUGCCAAAUAAGUGGGUACAAUAAUCUUUAUCGAUCUGUGGAACAGCUAAGGAAAGAAGUAUUUGACUGUGAAAAGGAAGAGCAUGAGAAAAUGCUUUUAAAGCUCUGGGAUCUCCUGAUGCCUUCCACAAAACUGGAGUCCAGAAUCACUAAGCAGUGGGGGGACAUUGGUUUCCAAGGUGAUGAUCCCAAGACGGACUUCCGCGGAAUGGGAAUGCUAGGCCUGACAAAUCUUGUGUUUUUCAGUGAGAACUACACUGAAGCAGCACGGCAAGUCCUCUCACAUGCCAACCAUCCCAAAUUGGGGUACUCGUACGCUAUAGUGGGGAUCAACUUGACAGAGAUGGCCUACAGCCUGCUGAAGAGUGGUGCGCUCAAACUUCACUUCUAUAACAGCGUCGAAGACCGGGCCCAGAUGAAGCACUUUCACCUGCUCUACUGUUACUUGGCGUACGAGUUCAACAAGUUCUGGAUUCUGGAGGAGCCCGAGAGCAUCAUGGAGUUUAACUUGUAUCGAGAGAAAUUUCACGAGAAGGUCAAGAAACUCCUCCUGGACCCUGAUGUGACUCUAAUCUUGAAAGGGGAUUCUAAAAACUGAACUCUGCACAAAACAGUGAAUCGCCUCCAAUACUUACUACUUCUUUGUGCCCAGAUAGAAUGUCCCCCAAGAACUAAAGAGAACAAAUAUUCCCCUUUUUAGCUACACACAACAGCAUAAUUUUAUUUUUUGUUUACAGCAUCCUAGCGAUGCUCUAUGGGAAUUCCUUCCAACAUGUUCCUAAUGAACAUUCCAGUUCUUUAUUUGAAAGGCUUGACGUUUGUAGUUGUAGGUUAAAUCUCUUUGUUGUGAAGGAGUCUAAGAGACGUCAGCUCGCACACUUGCCUAUUUUUAAAAAGUUAUUUUUCUCCUAGGAUAGUUGUUGAGACUAGCUAGACUUUAAGAUUGGGCUUAAUGCUUGUGUGAGGUGUUUUCACAUAUUUAUUCAGUGCUGCCUCCUUGACUGUUUGUAAAAGUACAUCAUCUCAGGAAAUCUAGUAUUUAUGUCCAGAGAAGGAGAUCAAACCUGUACAAAAAUAUGACAACCAUGUGUUUUAUCCUGACUCAAUUGUGCUGUUGUGACAGGCAAUUAAAUGUUAUUUUGCAUGUUUUAAUGCGUUCUUCCAUCGGUACUAACAUUCUCAUCAGGUCCUUACAUUUCAACAAGCACACUUCUAUAGUCGUUUCAUCCUUUGAGUCGAUGAAAUAAGUAUAAAUAAAUCAAACAAAAGUGAUCAUGGCACCGCUUCGAACAUUUGAGUACAGAUGGCACGGUUUGUGCCUGACUGAUUUUGUGAGCAUAGUAAGUUAACUGUUUGAUUAUGAUGUAACAGCUAUGUUUAAUUUAUAUCUAAAGUGUUCAUGAUUUGAAAAAUAACACUAAUUUGUAAUUUUUUUACAGUCCUGCUCAAGUUGUUUAUACUGUCAAUAAUGUGCUUCAUGGUAAAUAAAUUUAAUUCCAGACAAAGUGUCUGAUGUUUCUAACAGAGGAAGUGUGUGUGUAUGUGUGUGUGGUUAAAUAAAAGAAAUACAACAAAUGUAAGA